Molecule: messenger RNA, 750 nt
Organism: Dictyostelium discoideum AX4
Lineage: Eukaryota; Evosea; Eumycetozoa; Dictyosteliales; Dictyosteliaceae
Product: haloacid dehalogenase-like hydrolase
Exons: 1
Coding region: 1-750 (249 amino acids)
Source: RefSeq, a predicted model, not a curated record
AUGACAGUAGCAGAAAUUAAUUCAACAGAUAAUUUAAUAAAGAAUAAUGGUGAACGUAAAAUUCAUACAUUAUUAUUUGAUUUAGAUAAUACAUUAUAUCCAAAAUCAUGUGGAUUAGCAGCACAAGUUAGUAAUAGAAUCACUCAAUAUAUGUCAAUCAUAUUGAAUUUACCAAUGGAAGAGGUAGAUAAAGUUAGAAAUCAUUAUUAUAAAACAUAUGGCCUCACAUUAAAAGGUUUAAUGAUGAAUCAUGAAGUAAACAUUGACAAAUAUUUAGAUUAUGUUCAUGGUGGAUUAGAUUUAAAGAGUCAUUUAAAACCAGAUGCACGAUUACAUGCAUGUCUCAAGAGUGUAAAGAGUGGUGUCAAAAAGGUGAUCUUUUCAAAUGCCGACAUUGGUCAUUGUAAACGUGUUACACGUGAAUUGGAAAUUGAUGAUUGUUUCGAUGCUUGGUUAGAUUAUUUAGAAAUGAUGGACUUUUCAAAACCUCAUCCAGUCGCCUACCAAAUGGCAAUGAAAAAAGCUGACACUACCGAUGCAUCUGGUUGUGUGUUUUUCGAUGAUGUUGUAGAGAAUUUAGUAGAAGCAAAAAAAGCUGGUAUGUACACUGUUUUGGUUGGUGCUACUUCAAAUGAUCCUCAUGUCGAUUAUUGUAUAGAUGAAAUUCACGAAUUUGUCAAUAUUUUCCCAGAAUUAAUAGAUCAAUCAAAAACAACAAUUACAACUCCUGAUACAAAUACAACAAAUUAA